UCAACGCCGUGUGCCCGACUCCUCCCCCCCGCGCGUGCCGACGUCGAAGCCCUAACCGGCGCUGACGGUUUCUCCCCCCACCUGAGUACAAAACCCCUCGGCAAGGGUCUUGCUUCUCUUUUCCUUUCCGAGCCGAACCCUCCUUCCUCCCUCAUCUCUUGCGGCGUCAGCCUUCUCCAUGCCGAGCUCUGCACAGCACCACUGCCGACGCUCUCCCUUCUUCCCUCUGUGCUGCCAAAGCCGACCAUCACAGUCGACCUUCGUGCCCUAGCACCGUCGCCGGCCUUCUAGCUGUCACCUGUGCCCUAGAUUUUUGCCGUCGGCCUCUCCUUCCCGAGCCGCACUAGGUGUCGCCACUUUGCCCUAGCCGUCACAAUGAGGGGGAAACCACCUGAUUUCCACCGGAUUUCUGGCGCCAGCCAAGGUGUAGCCGACAGAAGCUAUGCCCUAGCGCCGACUGCUGACUACACCCGUGCCUUAGCACUGUCACCAAAUUUUUGUUCACCUCCGAUCAGUGGAGAGGGAGAAGUGGGAAAGAAUCCAGCAGGGAGAUCGUGCUCUCUGGUGUUCUUGGUCUGGCCCAUCUUCUUCCAUCGUCAACAGUGGCUAGGUAGUGAGGUUUUCAGCCGUGACAAUAGGGAAUUCCUCGACCUUGGAUUAAUAGUGAUACAUCCUGGAUUUGGGACUUUGAUGCGAGAUGAGUAUCUCGACGUCGGAUUUGGACCGAUUGGACCUUUCUUAUUGGAGGUUGAUGUUGUCAGGAGAGAGUUCCAGUUGCUAGUCCCCUGUAGACCACGAGGACGUCUAUUGGUCCUUGAGUUUUCUUUAAUUGACUAUGUUUAGACUUGUUAUGUUUUGGAUACUUUGGAUCAUGUAUGGAUUGCUAUUAUUUGUC
Molecule: messenger RNA, 895 nt
Organism: Zingiber officinale
Lineage: Eukaryota; Viridiplantae; Streptophyta; Magnoliopsida; Zingiberales; Zingiberaceae
Exons: 5
Coding region: 376-843 (155 amino acids)
Source: RefSeq, a predicted model, not a curated record